CUGGUUUUGGAGCAAUCAUCAAGAUGACCAAGAAAAGUGGAUUCAUGGAUAUAUUCGUAAAAUUGGGGCUACCAAAUGCCCCCAAUUUCCAUCUUUACCAAACUGUUCUUACAUAUCCACGCACAAUAAAUGCAGAACUUGAUACGAUGAAGAAAGUAGAGAUCUGAAAAAUGGAGUCGUCCUCGUCCGUCUCACCUUUUCGAUCGGAUGUCAUCAGUGGAAAAGUAGCACUGCUAACCGGAGGUGGCUCCGGCAUCGGUCUCGAAAUCUCCACCCAGUUCGGCAAGCAUGGUGCCUCCGUCGCUAUCAUGGGCCGCCGUUCCUCCGUCGUUCAAUCCGCCGUUUCUUUCCUUCAAUCCCUCGGAAUCCCCGCAGUUGGGUUUCAAGGAGACGUCCGGGUACAGGAAGAUGCAAAGAGAGUGGUGGAGUCUACAGUCAAACAUUUUGGGAAGCUUGACAUUCUGGUCAAUGCUGCUGCUGGCAAUUUUCUCUCCUCCCCCGAGGAUUUAUCUCCUAAUGGUUUUCGAACAGUGUUGGAUAUUGAUGCAGUGGGCACGUUCACAAUGUGCCAUGAAGCAAUGAAGUAUCUGAAGAAAGGAGGUCCAGGGAGAAGUUCAUCUUCUUCAGGCGGGACCAUAAUAAACAUUAGUGCCACUUUGCAUUACACUGCAACCUUUUAUCAAAUCCAUGUAGCAGCGGCAAAGGCUGCGGUAGAUGCGGUGACUAGGAAUCUGGCACUAGAGUGGGGAACCGACUAUGACAUACGAGUGAAUGGGAUAGCACCUGGUCCCAUAGAGGGCACACCUGGGAUGAGAAAACUUGUGCCUCAAGAGAUGAUGAUAAAUGAUUACGAUAGUAGUAACCACCGUGACAGCAUUAUGCCUCUAUAUAGACUUGGGGAGAAGUGGGAUAUUGCAAUGGCUGCUCUCUACCUUACAUCCUGUGCUGGGAAAUACGUGAACGGGACAACAUUGAUAGUGGAUGGAGGACUGUGGGUGAGUCAGCCAAGGCGUCUACCCAAAGAUGUGGUCAAGCAGCUUUCUCGAGCUGUGGAGAAAAGAUCAAGAGAUGCACCCAUUGGCACUCCACCUCUCACCAGCAAACUCUGAUCCUCCUCCCCACUGGAUGGAAUUUCAUCUACCCGCAGCAUCCAAUUUGUUUGCUCCAAAGUGGAACUAAAUUCACUUGUUAUCUUUUCUAAAUUAUACUAUGUAUUCCCAACCUUUUUUAUAAACCAGGUUCUAUGCUUCGCCGGUCUAAUCCAUCUCCCUAGAACCUACCCCAAAACUUUUGACAGAUUUACACCGUGGGUUGCUCAGCUUGCCCUCCAGGUUGCAAACCCUGUUUUAAGCUUGAUAUGUGGCACUUUGUUGCCUACUAAGCUACUAUAGUAUUAAUGUAUUAUUUUAUGUGAAGAACCUUGCCCUCUUUUAUUCUCGUUCACUUGUUAAUACACAAUAUCUUAGUUUAAACAAUCUUCUUUCACAUAAUCUCGUGUGACACAUUUUAGUGGAGAAAUAAGAGUUUGGAGGAGGCAUA
Molecule: messenger RNA, 1539 nt
Organism: Cuscuta epithymum
Lineage: Eukaryota; Viridiplantae; Streptophyta; Magnoliopsida; Solanales; Convolvulaceae
Source: the annotation of a GenBank genome assembly